GGGUACGUAGCGAUGUGUACUUCCUCUCUACCCCACCUCUUUCUUCAUUUACAAUAAACCUUUUGCACUCUUUGCUCUCAUAGUCUUGCCAUGUUCAUCUAAGUUCAUUUCUGCAAUACCGGAACUCUACCAAACUAAGUUUUUCUUCUUGUGAUGCCAAUUGUAUACACCCAAAAACCUAUUUAAACCCCUAACUCUCUCAAACAAAAUCAUGAAAUCACAAUUCCAGAAGAAAACCACCAAGAACACAGAGUCAGUAUGCAGUAAACCUUCUUGUUUCUUCUGCACCAUGAAUGAGCCAGACCCCUCUCUCAGAAAAGCUAGAAUCAUCAAAGCCUUCCAAGAUUUGCCUCUCAGGAAUGACCAAGAACAUGUCCUUGCACUAAGCAGCCUCUGGAACAUAGCCAUGAUGCAGCCUAAUGACCCUGAAUUCCCAUCUCUUGGAAUCUUUGAAUGCAUGGCAAAGCUUAUUCACAAAGGCAUCAAUGACAAAAAGUGGCUGCUAAGCGACCAGAACAUCUAUAUCCCCUACUAUGCUGCCCAUACUAUUGGCUCUUACACCAUGAACAAGGUUCGAUUUGCAGAGAAGGCUGUAGAAUCAGGGGUGGUUUUUCCAUUAAUUGAGCUGAUGAGAGGUAAGAUCACCUGGGUGGAGCAACGAGUGGCGGUUCGGGCUCUUGCUCAUAUAGCAAGCCAUGAAAAGAUCUUUGAAGAAGCCAUUGGUGUAAAUGAAGUGGAGAUUGUAGAAUUAGCCAUGAAGAUAGCCAUGACCUGCCCCAAAGAGGUGUUUGAUAAGUUUGUUGGCUUGGAACCUUCAAAAAGAUUGAAGUACCAUUGCGAUUUGGUUACAAGAGGGCUUGGAGGGUUGGAAAUUGAGGACAGAAAGGCAGAGGAAUGGGCUAGCCAACUUCAGUGCUGGUCCCUCAAUCUUCUCAACCGCUUUGCAUGCAAAGAAAAGUCUCUGAAUUUGAUCUGCAAGAGAGAAUUCUUGAUUGAUUUGUGCGGAAUGUGGGGUGGUUUAGCAAACCCAACUUCACCUGCUGUGAUUAGGCUGUUGAGAUCACUUUGUCAAACCAAAAUUGGAAGACAAAGUGUAGCAAAUUUACAAGAAGUCAUAAAGGCACUCUGCAACCUCUCAAGGUCCUCAGAUGAUUGGCAGCUGAUGGCCAUUGAUUGUCUUCUGCUACUCCUCAAAGACCCGGAAACCAGACAUAAAGCCAUGGAGACUUCAGUUGUGUUUCUUGUUGAUCUGGUUGAGCUUAGAAGUAUUGGAGGAAGACCAAAAGUUGGAGACACAAUCACACAGGCUCUAUUACAAGAUUACCAUAAAAUCAAGUAUGGGGACUUGAAAUUCCAGAGGAAGAAAGUUGAGAGAGCUUUGAAGGAGACAUGGGAUUUGAAGGUUGACAGAAAAAGGAGGGAGAAGUUGAUGUCUGAACAAGAAAUCGGAGAGAGAAAAUCAAUGGUGAGACAGCUGAAACAAGAAGGAAAUCUAAACUUCUGGUCUGGGAACAUAGAAAAGGCUGUGAUGGAGUACACAGAAGCCUUGCAUAUGUGCCCAUUAAAGAUGAGAAAAGACAGGCUUGUGCUCCAUAGCAACAGAGCUCAGUGUUACUUGCUGCUGAGGAACCCAGAGGCCGUCAUCAGUGACACAACCAUAGCUCUGUGCUUAUCCAGUGCAGUGAGCCCUCAUGGUAAGAGCCUGUGGAGAAGAUCACAGGCUUAUGACAUGAAAGGGUUGGCAAAAGAGAGCUUGAUUGACUGCGUAACAUUUGUUCAUGGCCGUAUGAAGUCCGGCCAAACCGAAAGGGCAGAAAUCCCAAGCUACGCGGCACGUAUGAUUAACAAGCAAAUGAAUAAAACUUGGUUAUUUGCUCCCGCCAAGUCCAGGAGUUUUAACAACCAUGAAGAGUUAUUAGAAUCUCAUGGCCUCAGCAGGCCUACCGUUGUAGAUGAAACGAUUGCUGAAAAAAGAUGGAGAAAGCUAUAAAGGGAAAGAAGAAGAGAAAAGGGUGUAAAUGUCACAGAAAGGAUGGGAAGCUUGAAAAUUGGGUAAGGGAAGAGAGGCCUUAUCAAAUUUCUAUGUACACCAAAAUUAGGAGGUGUAAGAAGACAAGAUAUCAAGAAACCCAGCUCUAUGUGACUUUAAACUCUGGCUUCUCCAUAUUCAUGAGAACACCUGGUGUCCUGUCCAUGGGUACCAUCCAACCGUGGAAAAAAACAGACAUUCUCUAACUGCUCCUGGACACAGUGGCAGUAGUGGGUACCAUGCAUUUUGACCAUGAUGCCCUUGAUUUUUGGGCAUGAGCUCAAAUUUAGGAGGGGGAAAAACCUUUUUGGGGAUUGUUGCUUUGACAAAUUUUGUUUGUGCUUGUUCAAAUACUGUCAAAAUCUGAAUUAUAAAAAGCUCUCAAAUAACAGCAUUUCAUAGGUAUUAUUUACUAUUAAAUUAUAUGACUUUUUCCUUUCUUUCUUUUUUUUUUUUGCUUUUUUUUUUAAUGACAUGGAUUGCAUUAUCUCAUUUACUUUUACAUUCUAUGAUACUAGAUUCAGAUUUUCCAUUAAUUGAUGGGAUACUGUCACAUGAACUCUUGGACAUAUUCUGUUUUGACAAAAACAAAAAAGUCGACAUCAACGUCUCUUUUCUUUUCCUCCAACUUUUCAGAUUAGAUUAAAAACUACUUUCUUACACUUCACCAAAUGAUUAAUCAUUAUAAAACCUUCUAGUAACAGAAAGUCCUUCCUAACCCGUAUCAGAUUUGAUCUAUAUGGGAUCU
Prunus persica (peach) is the source of this 2777-nucleotide messenger RNA. RefSeq lists its product as uncharacterized. Gene Ontology annotation, molecular function: protein binding. The coding region runs from base 212 to 1990 and encodes 592 amino acids. The record is from RefSeq and is a predicted model, not a curated record. NCBI's taxonomy places the organism in Eukaryota, Viridiplantae, Streptophyta, Magnoliopsida, Rosales, Rosaceae. The transcript has 2 exons.